AGGAAGAUUGUGGGAAAGUAAAGCGGUAUAAGAAGUUCCCUAAACAAGUGUAGGUGUAUGUAAAAAAGGAAAUAGAGUAAUUUUAGCGCUGGUUGUUGAUAUUUUGAUAGCAUAUUUUCGUUCAAAAUGGAGGACAUCGUGAGUGAACUAAACUUUGAUGAAGGCAUUGCGAUGCCAGUGGCAAAUCUGGAGAAUAAACAGCUGGAAAGUGAGGUAACUGAGACCCAGAAGAACAUCACAACUUACAAAGAGCAGCUCGAUGAACAUGCUGACAGAAUCUAUGCUAUGAGUGAACAUCUCAGAAAUGUACAGCAGGAACUACAACACACACAGGAUUUGCUUAAUGCAAGGAAAAGAGAGAUAGGGACUGAAAAUCACUUGAUGCAGAUAG
This is a messenger RNA of Pocillopora damicornis (cauliflower coral), 391 nucleotides long. RefSeq names its product coiled-coil domain-containing protein 39. Gene Ontology annotation, cellular component: axoneme. Gene Ontology annotation, biological process: inner dynein arm assembly; epithelial cilium movement involved in determination of left/right asymmetry; cilium-dependent cell motility. NCBI's taxonomy places the organism in Eukaryota, Metazoa, Cnidaria, Anthozoa, Scleractinia, Pocilloporidae. The record is from RefSeq and is a predicted model, not a curated record.